Molecule: messenger RNA, 222 nt
Organism: Protopolystoma xenopodis
Lineage: Eukaryota; Metazoa; Platyhelminthes; Monogenea; Polystomatidea; Polystomatidae
Source: the annotation of a GenBank genome assembly
AUGGCUUGCGCCGACCUACUUCAGACUGAUGCUAAUAUGUCACCGAGUGGAGUAUCUCAAACGGCUGAUCAAAAUGGGUCAUGUUUUCAACAUUUACACAAAGGAGCACUAACUUUGCCCCAGCUAGAAGCAGCUGUCGUCGACGUUGAUCCGACAGGACCUCUAGCUGACCUCGUAAUAUGUCUUCUCAGCGCCAUCCGACGUCUCGAGGUAUUUACAUAA